Messenger RNA from Arachis duranensis, 1686 nucleotides. Its product is annotated as receptor-like protein 51. The record is from RefSeq and is a predicted model, not a curated record. Lineage: Eukaryota; Viridiplantae; Streptophyta; Magnoliopsida; Fabales; Fabaceae. Gene Ontology annotation, molecular function: protein binding. The coding region runs from base 80 to 1426 and encodes 448 amino acids. The transcript has a single exon.
CAGUUCCGGUAUAACCCCAUUUUUGUACUUACUUCAAAACACACUCACUUCCAAGUUCCAAACCCUCACACUCACAGCAAUGGAACCAUCACAACCAAUUCCGUUACUUCUUCUUCUCAUUCUCCUGUUUUUCCCCUCCAUUAUCAUCUCAUCAUCCUCUCCACCACUCCCUCAAACACCCUCACCUUCCCCCAAAACUUCACCCUCUUCUUCUAAGCCAUCACCUUCCCCCAAACCUUCACCCUCCUCUAAACCAUCCUCACCCUCACCCACAUCUUCACCAUUACCCUCACCAAAGGCAUCUACUUCACCUUCAUCUCCCUCAUCCUCAUCCUCAUCUUCAUCACCCCUUGAUCCAAAGCAACUGAGGGCACUCGAGUCCCUCAACAUCCCAACCUCAAAGAACCCAUGUUCCCCAACACCACUUCACAACACAACCACCUGCGACAACUCGAAACCCUUCCGACACAUCAUCUCCCUCCGCCUCUCAAACUGCUCAAGCUACGUUUCACUCUCAUCCACAGCACUCAAAUCCCUCUCACCAACACUCCAAACCCUUCACCUCCUCAAUUGCCCCCACAGAAUCUCCGGCGUCUCCCUCUCCCACCUCUCAAACCUCACCGAUCUCUCUCUCUCCAAUGUCCAAAUCAAGGCCUCAGGUCCCUACGUCAUUCUUGCCCACAUGAACAAGCUCAAAACUUUAACCAUUUCCAAUGCUAAUCUCACUGGUUUUCUUCCAAAGCACGUCCAUUCCAACCUUACCCACAUCGAUUUGUCCGGUAACCAGCUCAAGGGUAGCAUUCCGCCUUCCAUUACCAUGCUUGAUAGCCUCGAAACUUUGAAUCUUUCUUCCAAUGGGUUCAAGGGUGAGAUACCUUCUUCCAUUGGUGACUUGAUUUCAUUGAAAAAUCUCUCUUUGGCCUCAAAUUCAUUCUCUGGGUCAAUCCCAGAUUCUAUAUCAGCUAUACCAGAGUUGAUUCACAUGGAUCUGAGUUCAAACAAGCUCAACGGUACAAUUCCAAAGUUCAUAUCUGAGAUGAAGAGCCUCAAGUACUUGAAUCUUGCAAACAACAACUUUCGUGGGGUUGUACCUUUCAACUCCAGUUUCAUGAAGAGGUUGCAAGUGAUUAAGGUUGGUGGGAACAGCGACUUGUGUUACAAUCACACAAUUUUGUCUUCAAAAUUGAAGCUUGGGAUUGCUCCCUGUGAUAAGUAUGGGAUGCCAAUGUCUCCUCCACCAUCAAAGGAUUCUUCUUCUUCUGAGGAUGAUAGCAGUGAUGAUGAUUAUGAUGACGAUGAUGAUACCAGUCACAAGAAAGGGCACCAUCAUGGUCCUAACAAGGUGGUUCUUGGUGUCGCCAUUGCUCUUUCUUCCAUUGUUUUCCUCAUUGUUUUCCUCAUCUUGUGCUCAAAGUGCUGUCGGUGAUGCAAAAUUUCAUUUUAUUGGUUUUAAGGACUUAGGUUAGGAGAAUUUAUUAUUUGUUUAAGUCUGAUGCUUUUGUUAAAAUGCACUGAUUAAUUAUACAUUGGUUGCAAAAAUGGGGAAGAAUUUAUUUAUUUAUUUUUGGUGUGGAUAAUGUAUGGAAGGUACCCAAUAGGAUAGGAAGAAUCAUUAAAUUGAUGUCAAUAUGUUUCUUUUUCUAUGUUGUCAAAUUGCUACUGUCUCAAUUCUUUUAAUUUUGGCUA